AUGGCUUCUCGUGUCAUCGUCAAAAAUCUUCCGAAGCAUGCGUCUGACGGACGUUUGCGAGACUAUUUUGGGUCAAUCGGAGAAAUCACUGACUGCAAAAUCCAGAAGACAAAAGAUGGCCGAUCCAGAAACUUUGCCUUCAUUGGCUUUAGGAACUCUUCUGAAGCAGAAGCUGCUGUGAAGCAGUUGCACAGGAGUUUUUUUGAUACAUCGCGGGUCAGUGUUGAGAUUGCUCAUGCACCUGGGUCCGAUGCAUUGGCUCGUCCAUGGAGCAAGUAUGCUUUGGGGUCCUCGGCUUAUGAGAAGCGAACUGCCCGCAAAGCUAACAAGAAGGAGAGCUGGCAGAAAGGGAACGAAGCUGAAGAAACCCAUUCUUCUGUAGAAGUUACCAAAGCGGAGGCGACCAAGAAGCAGGAGGAAACUAGAGGACGCCGAAAAAGUGCUGUGGUCAAAGGAACCAAAGCCGUUCGAACUGCAAAUAUAAAACCCACAAAGGCUGGGGUCAGUGACACCAGAACGCAUAUGGAAUUUGCAUCGAGUGAUGAAGAUGUGCAAGGAUCCACGCCUGGCCCAGCAGAAACCCAUGAGCGCAGUCAGCAGUCUUUGGCGUUUGACGAUGAACUGGAUGAUUUGCAGUAUCUCAAGAUGAAGGCUCAAAAGAAAGUUGAAGGGCUACAAGAGGAAGCACAGGAAACCAAUCUGGAACCAAAGGCAUCGCCAAAGAAGCGAAGCAAAGGCAAGCGAAGUUUGAAAAGAAAAAGCGAAGGUGUAGAGAUGGCAGAUGAAAUCGCUGCUGCCGAAUCGGUAGAUGCUGCAGCUGCUGCUGAUGCGGAAGCUGCGGCAGAAGGACCUGAACCAGGCAAUGAAGGCGUGGAAGACUUGGAAUCGUCUGGCCGCUUGUACAUAACUAAUCUCCCUUAUGGCGCCAGCGAAGAUGAGAUUCGAGCGCACUUUGAAACCCUUGGAGAGGUUGAGACGGUAGUUGUUUGCAAGGACGAGGACAGCUUGAAGUCCCGCGGCUUUGGAUACGUAACAUACACGUUUCCUGAAUGCGCUGUGAGAGCGUUAGCAGAGCUGGACCUGAAGUCUUUCCAGGGGCGGUUGCUGCGCCUCUGUGCUGCCAAGCAGAAGCCUGCAGUCGAGCCUUCUGAGCAAAAGGCGAAAGGCGGCACAAGCUCCUACAAGCGCAAGCUUGAAGAGAGGAAAAAGAAGGUGGAUGCGCACCUGGAACAUACCUGGAAUUUACUCUACGUCUCUGCCAAUGCUGCAGCAGAUGCUGCAAGUGCCCAGCUUGGUGUGUCCAAGAGCGAGCUGUUUGGAAAGGAUGCCGAGAACGCUGCAGUGACUGCUGCAUUGACGGAAACCUCCAUCAUCCAGCAAACGAAGUCGUGGCUACAGCGUGAGGGCAUUCGAGUGGAUGCCUUUGAACAAAAAGGCACUGCUCUCACCAACAGCAAGGCUGUGCUGCCAGAAGAUGCAAAACGCCGGGAUGACACUCUAAUUGUAAAGCACCUUCCAGCGUCUGCUACCGCCGCGGAACUGCGCGAGAGGUUUGCACGCUUUGGAGCGCUUGUUCGCUGCACUCUUGCGCCUUCCAACACGGUUGCGAUUGUGCAGUACAGCGACAAAGGGGCGGCCACUAGAGCAUUCCAAAAAUUGGCUUUCUCUCGGUACCGCCAUGUCCCGCUAUAUUUGGAGUGGGCGCCCGAAGAUGUGUUUACUGAGGGUGGUGUUGUUGCUGCAGACGCAGAAGUCGGAGCAGAGGAGGAGGUUGAUGAGGAGUCGCGUGGAUAUCUUUUCGUUAAGAACUUGAAUUUCAGCACCACGGAUGACUCACUAAAGGCCGCAUUCCGGAAGUGUCAAGGCUUCCGCUCUGCAGUUGUGAUGCGCAAGAAGUCAGCUGUCAAGAAGGGCGCAAAGAAGGAAGACAAGACUACCCUGUCCAUGGGAUAUGGCUUUUUGGAGUUCGAGAGCGCAGCACAAGCCCAAGAUGUCUUGAAGCGAAAGCAAGGAGUUCUGGUUGAUGGACAUGCUGUUCAACUCCAAGUCAGUCAGAGAGGGUCAAAGAUGUCUUCGGGCAAAGCAAAUGUCAAGAAGGCAAAGGCACAAGGCAUCAAGUCCUCCAGUGUUUGUGUCCGGAACGUCGCAUUUGAAGCGACCAGAAAAGAGCUAUACCAGCUUUUCGGCGCCUAUGGCACUGUUGUUUCUUGUCGUUUGCCCAAGAAGGCGGACUAUAGUGGACAUCGAGGUUUCGCCUUCAUUGAUUUUGCUUCCAGGGCUGAGGCUCAAGCAGCCUUUGAAGCACUGCAGCACAGUCAUCUUUACGGCCGGCGCCUAGUGAUUGAACCUGCAGAGGAGAAGGCUACCGAUGUCCAGAAUGUGCAGAUGGCAGCUGCGAAGAAGCAGCAGUCGCAGGCACGAGCCAGCGAGGCAAAGAAACGGCGGAAAUCUGGAGUUCUCAAUGCACCUGGGGAGGCUGCUUCGUUUGAGGAGGCUCUCAUAUUCUUUAUUUGGAAGCCGUUUUGGUGCUGGCCCUGGACGAGUCAGCAUGUCGGCUCCACCUCCCCCGCCACCGGAGCCAGGGACCAAUUGAUUCAAGCGACGGGCACUGUUCACAAUUGGAGUUAUACAUCACUUUUUGGGAACAGCUUACUCUACCUAGUUUCUAAUUUAGGGCCGGCAUGCCUUGCCAUCACUUGUGCAACUGCUACUGUGACAGCCAUUGCGCUUGGACUCCGCCGCAAAUUUGGAUCAGAUCGUGGCCCUUGGCCUCAAUCGACGUAUUGCCUGGCCGCCCAACUCCAGAUGGGGAAGGGUGGCAAAGCCAAGGGCAAGGGAAAAGCCGAUGGAAAAGGCGGCAAAGGAAAAGGUAAAGUGAAAGGAGGUAAAGGGAAGAAGGGUGGAGGUAAAGGCGGCAAAGGCGGCAAGGGCGGAGGAAAGAAGGGAGGAGCGGCAAAGGUCGUGAUUGAACCCCACCGUCACGAGGGUGCCUUCGUGUCCAAGGGCAAGGAUGACUCCCUGGUGACGCGGAACCUGGUCCCUGGUGAGUCCGUUUACGGUGAGAAGCGCCUUGUGGCGGAGAGUGCCGACGGAGAAGACAAGAUUGAGUACCGGGUGUGGAAUCCAUUCCGCUCGAAGUUGGGCGCUGGCAUUGUCGGUGGCAUUGGCUCCUGCCCAGUGAAGCCCGGUGCCAAGGUUCUCUAUCUUGGUGGUGCCUCGGGCACCACAGUGUCCCACGUGUCUGACAUGGUGGGGCCAGAAGGCGUGGUCUACGCAGUUGAAUUCAGCCACCGCAGUGGCCGCGACCUGACGAACAUGGCAAAGCGCCGGCCCAACGUGGUGCCCAUUGUGGAGGAUGCACGGCAGCCACAGCGCUAUCGCAUGUUGAUUGGCAUGGUCGAUGUGAUUUUCUCCGACGUGGCUCAGCCUGACCAAGCACGUAUUGUAACGCACAAUGCAGGCUUCUUCCUGAAGAACAAUGGCUGGGUUAUGAUUUCUAUCAAGGCCAACUGCGUGGACUCGACUGCAGCACCUGAGGCCGUUUUUGCAUCGGAGAUUGACAAGCUGCGGAAGGAUGGAGUGAAGCCCAAGGAGCAGUUGACACUCGAACCUUAUCAUCGCGAUCAUGCGCUGGUGGUUGGUAUCUACAGAGCCAGCAAGAAGAAAAAAGAGGAGUGA
Molecule: messenger RNA, 3678 nt
Organism: Cladocopium goreaui
Lineage: Eukaryota; Dinophyceae; Suessiales; Symbiodiniaceae
Source: the annotation of a GenBank genome assembly